Ahaetulla prasina is the source of this 1689-nucleotide messenger RNA. RefSeq names its product adenylate kinase 2 (gene AK2). The record is from RefSeq and is a predicted model, not a curated record. NCBI's taxonomy places the organism in Eukaryota, Metazoa, Chordata, Lepidosauria, Squamata, Colubridae. Gene Ontology annotation, biological process: ADP biosynthetic process. Gene Ontology annotation, molecular function: ATP binding; AMP kinase activity. Gene Ontology annotation, cellular component: mitochondrion; cytoplasm. The transcript has 7 exons. The coding region runs from base 54 to 767 and encodes 237 amino acids.
AGCGCGGCUGCUGGAUCUGGCGCCGGCGCAGGAGGUGCCGGGCGAGCGGCACGAUGGCUCCGAGCGCGGAAGGCGGGAGCGACACGCUGGGACGCGGGGCCCGCAAGGGCGUCCGGGCGGUGCUCCUGGGGCCGCCCGGUGCAGGGAAGGGCACUCAGGCUCCUCGGCUGGCUGAAACGUACUGUGUUUGCCACCUGGCCACAGGAGACAUGUUGAGGGCGAUGGUGGCUUCAGGCUCAGAGCUGGGGAAGAGAUUGAAGGAAACAAUGGAUGCUGGGAAGCUGGUGAGCGAUGAAAUGGUGGUGGAGCUGAUUGAGAAGAACCUGGAGACCCCCCUCUGCAAAAAUGGUUUCCUCUUGGAUGGGUUCCCUCGCACUGUGCGACAAGCUGAGAUGCUGGACGAGCUGAUGGGGAAGAGGAAAGAGAAACUAGAUUCGGUCAUCGAAUUCAGCAUUGCUGACUCCUUGCUCAUCCGGAGAAUCACCGGACGGCUAAUCCACCCAGGAAGUGGCCGUUCCUACCACGAGGAAUUCAACCCACCCAAGGUCGAUAUGAAGGAUGAUGUCACCGGGGAGUCUCUGAUCCGUCGGUCAGAUGACAACGAAGCAGCACUGAAAACACGCCUGAAGGCUUAUCACACCCAGACCUCACCGCUGGUGGAUUACUACUCCCGGCGUGGAAUCCAUACAGCUGUUGAUGCUUCCCAGACUCCAGAUGUGGUUUUUGCCAGCAUCCUGGCAGCUUUCUCAAAAGCAACAACCGCAUGAUUCCAGACAGCAGACAGCCCACGACUGCAUCAAGCACCUCAUGUUCAACAACUGCCCACCCCCCACCCCUCCAGCUUUGCUCUUGGAAGAAAGCAGGGGUGUGUGGGUGGGAUGGAAGGCCUCAUCAAAAGGGGGAAGGAAAUUGCCAGAAGUUUGGGUUCUCUCCAAAAUUGCACUAGGGGUGAAUCCUGUUUUUUAAGAAAAGCAAAUCAGGGAGACAAGAAUAAAGUGUUGCUGCAGGCUUGAGGGGCAGAGUGCUUUAAUUAUGGAAUCAAUUAUUUGCAAUCUUUGAAAGGGGAAUUUUUAGCAUUUAGGAAAGCAGGAUCUAGCAAGCUUGACUGCUGAUAGUUCUUUUUCUCCUGACUAUUUCCAAGGUUUUAGAUAGCUGGCCUCUCUGGUUCUGUUCCCAACAUGUGUUUGAGGCUGCCAUGCAUUGGAGCCUCCUUUGCCUCCUGACCAAGUGGCUUCUCUCGGCUGGAGAACCCUGGGUGGAAAGAUCUCUUUCAGCCGCCACUCUGCAGAGGCUUCCAGUAGGCAAGUCCAUACAGUGACUCUUCUAGGAAGCUGUCUUGGAACUCUUCUUGGGUCAAGUGAAUCUCAUCCUGGCCGCUUGGUGAGCUAAAAUGGACUUCUAGCAGUCCACGAGGAACGGCAUGUUUUAAGCUAUUUGUAAGCAGGGAGCAAAGAAAGCAGCUUUUCUCAAAGUUUUUAAUCACAGGCGUUUGAAGCCUUUGCCUUUCUGUGGCUAACAUUUUUUUUUUUAUUACAUGGACACUUCCUCCCUCAAAUAUUGAAGGCACAAAGCCAAGAACCUCCUCCUAUCUCGUCCCACCUCUCGCCCGGAGUGGUUGCCAAUUUCUACUUGUUCCUUUUCCUUUCUCCUGGACUCUGCAGCCUCAAUAAAGUAGCUGUCUAUAUUAGA